Molecule: messenger RNA, 660 nt
Organism: Arachis stenosperma
Lineage: Eukaryota; Viridiplantae; Streptophyta; Magnoliopsida; Fabales; Fabaceae
Exons: 3
Coding region: 1-660 (219 amino acids)
Source: RefSeq, a predicted model, not a curated record
AUGAGGCGGCUCCUCUCUCCCUCGCGAUCCCCAACGGCGACGGCGGCUCCAAGCUUCGCCGCCGCUAUCCCCCUCCCUGUCUCCCCUUCCCCCACCCCCACCCCGCGUCCUUCCCCCCUCCCCUCACGCGUUAAGAAGUUUCUUGGUGUUGAUGGUGGUGGUGGUGGAGGAAGUAAUUGUGUUGGUAGUGGUGAGGAUAUGGCAAGGAAGAAUGCUCAGGAGGCUUACCAAAGGGUCCAGGAGGCUAAAGCGAAGUCCCGAGCUAGGUCCGGGGGUGCCAGAGCAGUCGUCUCUCCUCCUCCUCCUCCUCCUCCUAGGAAUGUGGGCACUCCCUCUCAACCCCUUAUCAUUUCUUCCUCAAGUUUGUCUCGACCACUCCCUUCUGCCCAACUACUCUCCGAGCCAGAGAAGAAGAAGCGCAAGACUUCGGAGUCUGGCUCUUCUUUGGGUGGUGAGGUAGUUAUUGAUGGCGCCAUUGUUGAUCCUCCUGUCCCCGAGGUUGUUUCCGAGUCAGAUUUAAAGACUCGGGGGCAGAGGAUUAUUGAGUCUCCUCCUCGUUCCCGAGAUGCUCCGAGUUCUUCAGCCAUUCGUCUGACUUCCUCUUCAGCUCCUCCUCCUGGUCCUGGUGGUGGUGAUUCCUCUACUCCUUUAAAGAAAUGA